AAUUCUAAUUAACCUGUGAUCACGUAAAUGAUUUGCAGCAUAACUCGUCAUUAAUGCAAUGUAAUAGCAUCAAAAUUUAAUUAAACGUCAAUUACCGUUUUACUUAACAUUAUAAAAAGAAGUAACAAAAAAGAAAUUCCUAAAGAUUUUACUUGCCCGAAAAUUAAAAAGAUGAAUUGCAUCAAAAAGUUUCUCUUGACAAUUUGCUUUUCUCUAGCCCUAACAUGUCAAGAUCAUGUCUUAGCCGGCGGCACCACCACGAGAGACAUCAUAGUCCCAAAGAUUUCCGAGUGGCAAGUCACGGUUCUUAACGGUUUGACCACUGGUGAAACUCUUUUCAUCCAUUGUAAAUCUAAGGAAGAUGAUCUAGGUGAAAUUAGUUUGAAGUUUAGAGAUAGAUUUUUUUGGAACUUCGGAGAAAAUAUGCUUCACUCAACUUUGUUUUGGUGCUAUAUGCACAAAGAUGAUGGUCAUAUGAAUGUAAACGUGUUUUGGGAUGAUGUUAUUUUGUUUCAUAGAUGCGGUUGGAAGAAUUGUAUUUGGACCGCAAAAACUGAUGGUCUUUAUCUUUGGAAUUCAGCGAGCGGUCAAGAUGUAUUGUCAGAGAAAUGGAAAGUUGGAUGGUGAGGACAUAUUUUUGUUUUUUUGGUAAUUUUUAUUAUAUGCAUA
Messenger RNA from Arabidopsis lyrata subsp. lyrata, 669 nucleotides. Its product is annotated as S-protein homolog 1. Lineage: Eukaryota; Viridiplantae; Streptophyta; Magnoliopsida; Brassicales; Brassicaceae. The record is from RefSeq and is a predicted model, not a curated record. The coding region runs from base 172 to 627 and encodes 151 amino acids. The transcript is spliced from 2 exons.